Messenger RNA from Phaeoacremonium minimum UCRPA7, 897 nucleotides. RefSeq names its product putative mitochondrial 2-oxodicarboxylate carrier 1 protein. Lineage: Eukaryota; Fungi; Ascomycota; Sordariomycetes; Togniniales; Togniniaceae. Bases 1 to 897 code for a protein of 298 amino acids. The transcript is spliced from 6 exons. Gene Ontology annotation, biological process: transmembrane transport. The record is from RefSeq and is a predicted model, not a curated record.
AUGUCUUCCGACAAGCCGCUCCCGUUCAUAUACCAGUUCGCCGCAGGCGCCGUCGCCGGCGUGUCGGAGGCAACGCAUCUAUAUGGCGAGACUGACGACGGCUAUAGACAGCUGCAGACGGGCAAGGGCGGCGGUGCGGACGCCUACACAGGCAUGCUCGACUGCUUCCAAAAGAUCAUUCGCAAUGAAGGGUUCUCGAGAUUGUACCGCGGUAUCACCGCGCCCAUCCUGAUGGAGGCGCCCAAGCGUGCGACCAAGUUCGCCGCCAACGACGAGUGGGGCAAGUUCUACCGCAAGGCCUUCGGUGCCGAGAAGAUGACACAGUCGCUGUCAAUCCUCACGGGUGCGACUGCCGGUGCGACCGAGUCCUUCGUUGUCGUUCCCUUUGAGUUGGUCAAGAUUCGACUUCAGGACAAGGCCUCCGCCGGGAAGUACAACGGCAUGCUGGAUGUUGUCAUGAAGACGGUGCGCCAGGAAGGUGUUCUUGCCAUGUACAAUGGCCUGGAGAGCACGCUAUGGAGACAUAUCCUCUGGAACGCCGGUUAUUUCGGCUGCAUCUUCCAAGUAAGACAGCUCCUACCCAAGGUUGAGGACAAGAGGGCACAGAUGGUCAACGACAUUGCGGCGGGCUCAAUCGGUGGUACCGUUGGAACGCUCCUCAACACCCCGAUGGACGUCGUCAAAUCUCGUAUCCAGAACAGCCCCAAGGUGGCCGGAGCAGUGCCCAAGUACAACUGGGCCUGGCCCGCCGUGGGUACCGUCAUGAAGGAGGAGGGUUUCGCAGCUCUGUACAAGGGUUUCCUGCCCAAGGUACUCAGACUUGGACCGGGUGGCGGUAUUCUGCUCGUUGUCUUCCAGGGUGUUACGGACUUCUUCCGAAAGAUGAGGAACGAGUAA